Solanum dulcamara is the source of this 1489-nucleotide messenger RNA. Its product is annotated as dof zinc finger protein DOF5.6-like. The transcript is spliced from 2 exons. NCBI's taxonomy places the organism in Eukaryota, Viridiplantae, Streptophyta, Magnoliopsida, Solanales, Solanaceae. The coding region runs from base 161 to 1141 and encodes 326 amino acids. Gene Ontology annotation, molecular function: DNA-binding transcription factor activity; DNA binding. Gene Ontology annotation, biological process: regulation of DNA-templated transcription. The record is from RefSeq and is a predicted model, not a curated record.
CAUACUUCUCUUUCUCACUAUCGAUCUCUCUGGAUCUAUCAGUUACCAAUUAAAGUCUAUGAAUAUUUAAACGAGUCGCAGCAAGCUAAGGAAAAACUGAGCAAAUAUUAUUAUUAUAUUGUUGUGUUGCAUUUAGAAGAAUUUACACAGAUUGUAUACAAUGGGGAUUAAUUCUCUACAAGUUUGCCUGGAUUCAUCUGACUGGUUACAGGGCACAAUUCACGAGGAGGCAGCAGCAGGGAUGGAUUCUUCUUCUUCACCAUCUGGAGGGGAUCACAUUAAUAAUCUGAUGACAUGUUCAAGGCCAAUAAUAGUAGAUCAAAGAAGACUAAGACCCCCACAUGACCAUUCCAUCAAAUGUCCUCGUUGUGAGUCAACUCACACCAAAUUCUGUUACUACAACAAUUACAGCCUCACUCAACCUAGGUACUUUUGCAAGACAUGCCGUAGGUAUUGGACUAAAGGUGGCACUUUAAGAAACAUCCCUGUUGGUGGUGGCUGCCGUAAAAACAAAAAAGUUUCCUCCAAAAAAUCAUCUACUAAUGAAACUCCUUUAGCUACUACUAUUACUACUAAUAAUAUUCCAGAAAUGCCCUUUCCUCAUCACUUCAUGAGUGGUUCUACUAACUUUGGGCAUCAUGGUAAUUUCAUGCUUGAAAAUCAAGCCCCAAUUAUUGAUUUCAUGGAAAGUAAGUACGAGGCUUUAGUGGGGAGUAGUACUAGUGGUACUACUAAUUCAAGAAACCAAGAUUUAUUUCUUGGGAAUGGUGACAGUAAUAAUAUUGGAAUGAUGAUGAUGAGUGGUAAUAGUACUAAUGGAUUUGGUCAUGAUAAUAAUAUUAUUGCACCAAAUUAUCCAUUUGGAAUAACGAGUGCUAUGGAUAAUGGGAACAAUUUUGGAAUGUUAUUGCCAUACGAAAAUAAUCAUCAUCAUCAUCAUGAGGAAGUACAAAAUAUUAAUGCAGUUGAUGUGAAGCCAAAUCCCAAGAUUUUGUCAUUGGAAUGGCAUGACGACCAAUUAGGUGGCAAUAAAGAGUCAUCAUCAUCAUUUGGGUAUUAUUCUGGCAGUGGAGGCCUAGGAUCUUGGACGGGCUUGAUGAAUGGUUGUUAUGGAUCAUCAGCAACGAACCCUUUAGUUUGAAAAUCAAGUGAAUUAAUUAAUUCAGUUUAAUUAGUUAAUUACUACUACUUGAUUGUGGAUUAGGGUUUCAUGUUAAAUGCCAUUUGUUAUCAUGAUGAGUGCAACGAAUAUUUGUACCUUCUUAAUUUGGCCUAAACUCCUCUUUGGUGUGAAGGACUGAAAGGUGCGUUUGCUCUCUGUAGCUUGGAUCAUCGGACUUUUGGUGUGAACGGGAGAUAUUGUGAGAGUCCAAAUUUUACAGUUUACUACUUGCUUUUAGUAAUUAUGAUCGAUUCAAAGUUCUUGGCUUGUAAUUUGUUUCAGAUAUCUACCAAUAGAUAGUUUAAUCCUUUUUUUGUUUUUUUAUUA